AUGAAUAGCUGCGUACUCCGGCCGCACAACAGCCAGCGACUGAGUGACGAUGUCAUUGGAGUCGUGUCACGCGCACGUCAAGCCGAACGUUACUCCGUCGCCGACCUAAACGCAAACACAAACGCUAACGCUAAUGCUAACCCAAUGCAGUCGAGCUACACUCCUCAAACCAUUCUACCGUCAACGUCUGGGCUAAUCUCACCAAUGGAUAGAAAGAGGGUGAGGGACGAACCCACGAUGCCUGCGGAGACGCAGCUGAAGCGCAGACACUACAAGCAGCACGAAGAUGUGAUUAAGGACGUCAUCUCGGAGCAGGACCGACUGCGAGAGCUGCGCCGACUGCGGCAGAUCCGCUACCGGAAGAAGAAAGCGGAGUAUGCCAACACCCUCGACGCGGAGAACAAGCAGCUCCAAGAAGAGAUCGACACGCUCGAGCAACGUCGUCGCAGCUUUGCGGCCGCCGUCCCCGCUAAAGAGAACGUCUGGAGCGUGGCGGCCGAGUACUUCCGCCUCUUCCGCUACGGGUUCCAAACCGCGGCGGCGUCAUCGACUUCGACGCAGCCAUCGAUGCAGCAGGACUUCCUGAGAAACUGUAUGACGGCGGAUGUCGUGUUCAACGCUGGGCGCGGCCCGGAGGCGAUGGCCAAGAGCUGGAAGUGUCUGUCAUUGUGGUUCCAAGCCGUCGAGUUCGAGCUCGAAGGCUUGCAGAAGGGGGUCGACGGGUCGCUCGAGGCCGCCACGAUAACCAGUGUCACUAUCACCGACCGCACCCUUCGCAACGUAUUCCCCCAUCUGCCCAGCGACAGCGCACUCAGAGCGAAGUUGCUCGACCAGCGCCUUGUGAUGCGCGGCUCGAUGCGCUUCGAGUGGGAUCCCGCUUUCGGUCGCGUGUGUUGCUUAGUGGCUCAGUCCAACAUGCUAGCGCCGAUGCUGCGUCUGUUAGGGGGCUGGGAUGAUGUCUCGAAAGUGUUUGAGAGGGCCCUGAUCUCUCCCGACUUCCAGUGGAGGGCAAAUGCAUGA
Messenger RNA from Phytophthora sojae, 1020 nucleotides. RefSeq lists its product as hypothetical. The transcript has a single exon. Bases 1 to 1020 code for a protein of 339 amino acids. NCBI's taxonomy places the organism in Eukaryota, Oomycota, Peronosporomycetes, Peronosporales, Peronosporaceae. The record is from RefSeq and is a predicted model, not a curated record.